AACAGAUGGGGUAACAUAUUACCUAAAAGUGAACAGUUAAUUUGUGAAUUUUUCUUGUGUAGGUUUGUGUGGCUGGAGGACUGUGGUCACACCAUAGAGGCCGAAGGGCUGCUGGGGUGGCUCUCGCAGGAAGGAGGCGAGGUUGGCAUGAAAAUGUGUCCCCGUUGCAUAAAACCUAUAUAUAUUAACCGUCGUUAUUAUGAAUACUUACUGAAGGCAUACAAAGAUGUAGAAGCUGUCAAACGCCUCUACUACAAAAAGAAGAAUCAAGUUCAAAAGGAGGAAAUUUUGAAAGAGAUUCAAGAUAUUGAAAUGGAUUCAGAGUUUACCAUGGAAUUGAAGAUGUUAGAAACAUCUGUUAUUCAAAACUUUAGGCACCUUUGUGAUUCUGAACUAAAUCUCCUUCAAUUCCAAGUUCAGGUCCUAAAAAAAGCAAACUCAGUGCUUAAACAAGAUAAUGAAUAUUCAAGAUAUAUACUGGAAAAAGUCAGAUUUGUUGUGCAUCAAGUCUUCAGGCAGCAACUCCGUAUUUCAUCACAAAGAAUGGAAGAAGUUACUUGUGAACUUCAGCGCCUCUCAGUUUUGCCCGCCUUCUGGAAGCUGACUGAGAAAUAUGCUGGGUGUCGAAAUGUGGCCUUAAUGAAUAUAUACAGAGAAUUAUCAGGGCUGCUGAGUACGACAGUUAAGUUUGACAAAAAAAGAGAAAGUGCAGCAAGAAACCUCUUGAAAGAGAGUCAAAAAUUCGUUGGUGGACUUGGAAUCAGCAAUGAAGAGAGAUUGGAGAUACUCAGUGCUAUGGGGUUCAAGCAAGGCCAUUGGUACAAGUGUCCGAAUGGUCACAUAUAUUGCAUAUCUGAAUGUGGAGGAGCUAUGGUAGAGAGUAAAUGUCCUGAAUGUGAUGCAACCAUUGGCGGUGAAAGGCAUCACCUUAGAGGUGACAAUGCCGUUGCUUCAGAAAUGGAUGGUGCCCUUUACAGUGCAUGGUCAGAACAAAAUAACAUGGCAAAUUAUGAUGUUGCUGACUUUGUCUAGUUUCUAGGAUGAGUUAUAUAAAUUUGUACUUUUAAUAUAAAUGAUUUGCUCUGAGGUAUAUUAUAUUUUAUGAUUUGGUGUUGUUUUCAGAUAAUGUAGCUAAACAGUUGUGAAUGUUCUGUGUGGUAAUGAGACGUGAUAAUGGCUAUGGUAGAUUUAUAAUACAAUACCUGCGUUGUUACUAUGUGUCGGUCUCUCUGUUGUAAUCUUCUUUAAGUGUAUAACAAAUGAAUAGUAUGAAACCUGCACUGUCACUCUAUUUCCUUCUGUUUCAAGCGUAUAUCAGACAACACGUACAAUAUAUAACAGGUAAUUUUUAUUCCAAAGGUUUGACAGAUGUAUGACCUGCACUGCUAAUGGUCAUAACAUAAAAGCUAUUUUAUCCACCACAGCUUGUUUAACAAUAUGGGUCACCCCAUUUUCCUUGAUGCACCGGACUAGUGACAGGUGAUUCAGUGAUUCUGUUUAGUAAGUUUUUUUGGGGCACCGAUUGCAGCCCAAGGGUUAUUAUGUUACUAAAUGAUUAACACAGCAAUCCAAACAACAAACAUGUAUAUCAAGUGUAUGUUGAUUUUUUAUCAUAUAAAAUAUUUACUAUAUGAAAGUUACAAAAGUAAUAUAUGAAGAGAGAAUAUUGUAGGAAAUUUGGCUCUUGUGAAACAACACCAAUUUAUACUAAACCCUGCCCACUCACAUUUGUGUGUUUAUACUCAACCCCACCCAGUCACAUAUAUGUUUAUACUCAACCCCACCCACUUUGCAGGAGGAUAUAUGUGUUUAUACUUUGCUUGAAACAGUGGAGUGAACCAAUGUAUGUCGCUUGAUACCUACAAUUCUACUAAAUUAAUUUACAUACCUAUUUUUAAACCAGAAUUUACAUAAUUCAUAUCAAUAUCUGAAUUGAUUCUAUUACUGUAUGUAAAAUAUUGCACAGAUCCCAUCUGCAGACUCUAUCACCCCAAUAUCCGCCAUUAUAAUUAAUACACUGUCAUCCAACUCUACACCUCAUUGUGAAACAGUGGCAUCUCAAUACCGUGUUACUCUAAGCUUUCCUCGACAUGGACCCGAAAAUAAGCUGACUAACUUCUGAGUACCUACUUACUGCUAGGUGAACAGCAGAAUUAGGUGAAAGGAAAUGUGCCCAAUCAUUUCUGUCUCGCCCGGAACUCGAACCUGGAAUUCUCGAUUGUGUGUCGAAAACCAACCCGACUGAACAAGCGGGACCCUCCUAAGUGGGUUAAGACGCUAUAUAAUUAAUACGCUACGUCUAGGUUAGAGUAAGAACUGAGGCAGCCAGUUCGAGGAAUCAAUGAGGUUGUUUCCACACCAGUAAGGCGUCUUCUGCUUCAAUACCUCACAAAUAUGGCGCACAAAGGGACUCUGUGUCAAACAUGAUGGAAUCUCUUCAGUAGACACUGCACAAUUAGCAUUAGGACGGCAAAUACCGGCUUGUCAGAUAAUUCUCAGCUACUCAGGCAGUUAUAAAAUCAAGUAAUAAUAACUCUUUAGUUAUUAAAGUCAACAAGUCUGAAGAGUAGUGUGCUUCUGGAUUUAGCCAGGAUGUCUAGUAAUGUUGCCAAUGUCUUUGUCAAAGAAGAAUUCCAAGCAAUCAUAGGGGCUUAAAUAUGUAAGGAAAAUUAUAUGUCUUGUUCACGAUGACAUGAGAGUUCUGGUAACAGAUGUCACCUCAGUGGACCGUUGUGGUGAGACUCACUGAACUGUGUUUGUAGUCAAUAGUGAAUGUGUGGAGCAGAAUCCUUAUGACAGUGACGCUACUGCACUAUAGUACGAAGGAGCACGGUCCCUAAAUGUUAGAUAAUAUCAUAAAAAUGUGUCUCAUCCCGAAUGAGGCACAUUUGUAUGGACAAGGAAUACAUAAGUAGGUAAGAACAAUUCAGGCCAGUACGGUGGAGUAGUAGAAAAUUUAUUUUAAUUAUUGUCUUGUUCAUGGAAGGGGAUUAUUUUGUUAUGGUAAACUUGCAGGUUCGUGUAUGGUAGCUAUUAGACAACCCGUUCUCGCACUUUCUUUAAGUUAAUAUUGACUUGUUAAAUAAGUGCAUUAGUGACAUACUAAUUUAUUGUGAAUA
Molecule: messenger RNA, 3119 nt
Organism: Procambarus clarkii (red swamp crayfish)
Lineage: Eukaryota; Metazoa; Arthropoda; Malacostraca; Decapoda; Cambaridae
Source: RefSeq, a predicted model, not a curated record